AUGGCGUUCUUAGGUGCCAUCGCCGGUGGCAUCGGCGACCUGAUCAAUGGCGCCGCCAACCGAGCCCACGAAAAGCAGAUGAUGCAGAAACAGCAGGAGAUGCAGGCCCGGCAGCUGGACGCCGACAUGAAGAUGCAUAACGACGAAAUGAACGUCACAAGAGAGAGAGACCGGCGCGAUGGUGACCGCAACGACAAGCUCGCCGACGCCUCCAUUCAGGCAGGCAAGGACGCCAACGCGCUAGACAACAAAAUCGAAGACAAUGACGAGAAGCAAGCCCAAUUCGAGCGCGACGUACAGCAGACAAGCAUUAAUCGGAAGUACGCCCAGCAGGAUAAAGCAAUCGCCAGGGUUGAUAAAAAGCUGGAGCAGAGCGAUGACAACGACUUCAACAUUCGCUCCAGCUUCUUGAAAAGCGCGGGCGCUGCUCUUAUGGAAGCGACGUUCAAGCAGUUCAACAUUCUGAUUGUGACGGAUCAGGAGAACGACGAGUGGGAGACGCCCGUAAAGGAUGAGCUAGCAAGCCAAUUGGUCGAUGUUCAGCUGACUGAUGGAACAAUGGUCAAUUUUGAGGCACGCCUCUUUGCUGAGGGUACUUACAUCCGCAACGGAAGUCAGAAGGCCGAUUCGAUCUGGUGUUAUCCCAACACCGCCCAAGGCAAGACUCCGAUUCCAGCGCCGGGACAGACCGUCCCACAACCAGACAAGAAAAAGUACGUCUUCGAGGAGAUCGAGCGCACCAAGACCGACAAGCAGAUCUUGAACGCCAUCAAGAAGCAGAGCAAGGCCGUGCAGGCUGAGCUCGAGGACAUCAAACGCCAGCGAGCGGAGAUGGACGCCGGCGAUUCCGAAGAGGAGGCGGCGCCAAAGAAGAAGACCAAGAAGGGCAAGAAGGCGCCCCCUCCACCUGAGAGCGAGGAGGAAGAGGAGGAUGACUAUGGUGAGGAGGACGAAGAUGAGGACGACGAGCCAGAAGACGAAGAAGAGGAGGAGGAGGAGGAGGAGGAGGAGGAGGACGAACCCGCGCCCCCUCCUCCGAAGAAAGGCAGCAAGAGCAAGAAAGCCAAAGCCUCCCCAGCCGCCCCGGCCAAGAGCGGCAAGAAACCCAAGAAAGCCGCCUACCAGGAACCGGAGGACGAGGACGAGGAAGAGGAAGAGGAAGAUGAGCCCGCUCCGCCUCCGAAGAAGAAAGCCGGCAAGAAAGCCGCCGCCGCCGCCGCCGCCGCAACCAUGAAUGGCAAGCCAAAGAAGAAGGCUAAGAAACAACCCGUCUAUGAGCCCGAGCCCGAGGAGGAGGAUGAUGAUGACGACGAGGAAGAGGAAGAGGAAGAGGAGGAGGAGACACCGCCGCCCCCACCGCCGAAGAAAAAGAAGGCGACUGCUGGUGCGGCCACGAAGAGCAAGAAGAAGAAGCAGCAGCAGUUGUUGACGCCGGAGCCGGAGUAUGAUGAUGAUGAGGAAGAAGAAGAGGAAGAGGAGGUGGUGAAGCCGAAGAAGGCCAAGAGUCGGAGCAGUAGUAAGGCGCCGAAGGCGAGGGCGAGUUCAAGGGCGAGUUCAAGGGUUCGGUAG
Cyphellophora europaea CBS 101466 is the source of this 1569-nucleotide messenger RNA. RefSeq lists its product as uncharacterized. NCBI's taxonomy places the organism in Eukaryota, Fungi, Ascomycota, Eurotiomycetes, Chaetothyriales, Cyphellophoraceae. The coding region runs from base 1 to 1569 and encodes 522 amino acids. The record is from RefSeq and is a predicted model, not a curated record. The transcript is spliced from 2 exons.